UCAUUUUAUAUUUAUUUGCUGUUAAAAAUGGUUAUGAAUAUUUUUUAAUUAAUUAAUUAAUUUCCAUGCAUUCUUCACAUUUACUGACGUUAUAAUUGUUGCUUUCAUUGUUUAGACCUGACAUUUUCGCCCCAUUUAAACUUUAAUACCUUCUCCCUUCAAAACCUAUUGUAGUUAGCACAUGGCAAUGUGUUAACUAUUGAUCAGGCCUGGUUGUUUUCAGUAAAGUAGUGCUGCAGGGGACACCGGAAAAUCAUUUUAAGAUAUUGCAUAUUUGUUUUGAAAUGUUGGGAAAUUGUUCAUAGGGAGGGUUUUGAUAUUUUUCCAAGUUCAAUCAGAUUUGAAGAAUUUGAUUGGAUAACAUGCUAUCUAUGGUGGAGAUAUAUGUCUGUAAUGUACAUGUAACGUUAUGAUGCGUAAAAUGCCCCACUUUGUUUGAUAUGUGCGCUAUAAAGAACGGUGCUUGUUUGGUGUUUGGCUUUCCUUUCAAUGGCAGUUAACACAGCAGAACUGAUGGUACGUGAUAUCCGUGUGGUCAGAGCCAGAUAACUUUCAUGUGGCACGAUAGCAAAGAUAGCUGGAAAUUAUUGCUAUGUCCUGGCAAAGACUGCGUGAAACAGCCGUGUAAACACGGAAUGGAGAAAAGGGGAUUUGUGUGCAUUUACGGUGGCGUGUAACACGAGAGAUUGUUUUCUCUUGUUUUUAAAGCGUGCCAUAGCAGGCUAUCACUGGAAAUCACUGAUGCACAAGUCAGAUGCUUUAAAUGCAGGUCUGUAUGUCCGCAAAGCAGCGGCUCGUCAUUGUUUGUGCACUGCGUUAUAUGCAUUUCCCUUUCUUGCUGAUGCAUUGCUGUUUUGGCGUGAUUUUGUUUCCCCUUUCGUUACUUUAUUAUAACUCAACACGUUUCAAAUUCCAACAACCCAUACUCACGACACUAGCUAUUGGAAACAGCCCUUUGUUUGUGUUAAGCUUAAUUUUGUCUCGGCUUGGAUUUCACAUCCACUUUCUGUUCGACCGGAGGGGGAUUUUUUCACAUGCAGCAAAACCUCACCCGCAUUAGUUUGUCUCCACGCAGCAAACACGUAAGUUGAUUGGUUUUGCUUUAUAUACUGAGAUUUAAUAAGGAAAACAUCAACGUAAGCCAGACCAAGUGGUGCUGGUGGUACCAAUGCCAUGCUUUCCAUUGGUUCCUGUUUACAUGAUGCCCACAGGAUGCGCGGUGAUUGGUGGCGCUUCACACGUGACCAGGCAACUUUGUACAUUUGACAGGGAGUAGGAGGGUUUUGUGGAGAUCAGAAAAACGACAGCGCGAUAAAAAUUAGUAUUGUUGCACUUCACAAAUUAAUGACCAUGAGUUCCUACUUGAUAAACUCCAACUAUAUCGAGCCUUCCUUUCCUCCAUGCGACGAAUAUCAGCAGAGCGGAUACAUCCCCAACCCCGGUGAUUACUACGAGCGGUCAAAAGAUACGGGCUUCCCCCAUCACGACGAGCAAUCCUAUCCGAGGUCAAACUACACAGAAACGGGAUAUGAUUACGGCAACGUUCCCGCCGCGGGACUCGACGAUUUCGGCGAGGGACACCACGCACAGCCGCAACCCGUCGUUCCACAGAGCCACGGCGGUCCUCGCCUCGCCGCGGCCCCGGACGCUGGCGCGGGGGCAAAUGCCGGCAAAGACUGCAGCCUCGCCGGCGAGGUUUAUCCCGGCGCGGCGAAGGGCAAGGAGCCGGUGGUCUAUCCGUGGAUGAAAAAGGUCCACGUUAGCAACGUCAAUCCCAAUUACACUGGAGGAGUGCCCAAGAGGUCCCGCACUGCCUACACCCGCCAGCAGGCUCUGGAGCUGGAGAAAGAGUUCCAUUUCAACCGGUACUUGACCCGGCGCAGGCGGGUGGAGAUUGCCCACACCAUGUGUCUGUCAGAGCGCCAGGUCAAGAUCUGGUUUCAGAACCGCAGAAUGAAGUGGAAGAAAGAGCACAAGCUUCCCAACACCAAGAUCCGCUCCUCCAGCUCGGCUUCGUCCUCCGCCUCGGGGUCCCAGCAGCAUCAGAUCAAAACAGGCCAACAGCUCGUCCCCACGCCGUGCACCGCGGGUCUAUAGUGGCCGAAUGAACCUCAUCCAACAAAAAACCCAAUCCAGACUGAGAUGGCAAAUAUCACAAGUGGAAUUUGAUGGACCGAUUCUCAGCAUUUUACACAUGGUGUUGUCUCUUUCACCUUGCCUCUGCCAUUGGGCCCCUGUCACGUCCUCUCUACCCCUUUCUCCUCUCCGGUCGUCUUCGCCCUCUUCAUAUAAGCUUGAAAUUCACCUUUAAUUGCCACGAUGGCAACUGAAGUGUUAUAGAUUUGUUUAUUAUCAUGAAAGAAGGAUAACGCACAUUACGUAUGACUAGGAUAAAAAUGUAUCAUUGCAGUUAAAAUCGAGAGAGUUAAAAGAAAGUUUGAACGCAUUUCUUAUGUUAUCUUUGAGUAUUUUUUUCCUGUUUUUUUUAAUUAUUUCUCAUGGAAAGCUCUAAUAUACUUGAAAGAUAUUUAGCGAGACUGUAGAUGGCUGUUUAGAGGUAUGGCAUCAGUCCGAGUAACAGUGUAGUUUGUGUGUUUGAGUCGGUUGGUUUACUGUUGAAUGUAGUCCAUGGUGACUUUCACAUUUAAUGUACAUAGGCAAAUCAUAACGAAGGCACAACAAGAGAAGCAUUUCGUCACGUAGAAAUCUGUGUGUUGGUAUUGUACGUUCUAUAGGUUUAUUUGUGCUACGGUCUAUUCUGUGUUGUGUUGUGUUCUAAACUGUGAAUAUGUGUAUGUGAUGUCUCGGUAAUGACCUUUGUGAUGUAGGCUAUAGUGUAGGGUCAGUCUGUCCUUGUGAAAUAAAUAUGAACUUCACUUGUAA
Gasterosteus aculeatus aculeatus (three-spined stickleback) is the source of this 2883-nucleotide messenger RNA. It is a transcript of the gene hoxa4a, whose product is annotated as homeobox A4a. Gene Ontology annotation, molecular function: DNA-binding transcription factor activity, RNA polymerase II-specific; RNA polymerase II cis-regulatory region sequence-specific DNA binding. Gene Ontology annotation, biological process: anterior/posterior pattern specification; embryonic skeletal system morphogenesis; positive regulation of transcription by RNA polymerase II. NCBI's taxonomy places the organism in Eukaryota, Metazoa, Chordata, Actinopteri, Perciformes, Gasterosteidae. The record is from RefSeq and is a predicted model, not a curated record. Gene Ontology annotation, cellular component: nucleoplasm; nucleus.